GUCGGUUGUGUGUCUCGGUGAACGAUGCCGGGGCCACACUGAGCAUAGCCCACACAUACAUCCCAGAUGAACAGCUGCUCCAGGGCACUAAUGGAGUGCACUCUGUCUGUACGAGCAAGGUAGUAUAUCACUUCAGUCAGAAGGCAGUAUAUCACUUCAGUCAGAAGGUAGUAUAUCACUUCAGUCAGAAGGUAGUAUAUCACUUCUGUCAGAAGGUAGUAUAUCACUUCAGUUAG
Messenger RNA from Sphaeroforma arctica JP610, 236 nucleotides. RefSeq lists its product as hypothetical. The transcript has a single exon. The record is from RefSeq and is a predicted model, not a curated record. The annotation marks the transcript as partial. NCBI's taxonomy places the organism in Eukaryota, Ichthyosporea, Ichthyophonida.